AUGGUGCUGAGACCUCAGAGCAGCUGCAAGGGGCCAGCCAGUGAAGACCCCAGGAAAACACAGGGCCCUCACGCCACACUCAAGACCAAGGGCUUCCUCUUCUAUGAACAGGAAGGCACCAGGGACACAUCUCAGCUGCCCGUCAGGACCACACCGGCCCGCCCUCCUGCAUCGGUCCACCUUUCCUGGCGACUCCUGGGUCUGGGGAAAGCCAUCAUCCUCAAGCACUGGCUUACCAGCCUCCUCUCUGGCCUCUCUCACCUGCCCGGGGCCUCCACCUUUGCCACCUCACACCAGGAACGGGAGGACAGGGUUCCCCAGUGGUUAGGGACCUACCUGCCAGCACAGGAGUACGGGUCUGACCCCGGGUCGGGGCGACUCCACAGGCCUUGGAGAAGAGCCUGCCGGGCGGCCCCGGCUGCUCCGCCGCGCGCGCCCCCGGGGGGAACCACCGUCCGGCCGACCGCGGGCGGCCGAGGGCCGGCAAGCCCCCGGGCGGGGUCCCCGCGCCGCCACCUGCCAGGCCCCGGGCUCCCGGCGCCCGCGCUGACCAACGGCCGGCAACCCGAGUGUCAACCCGGAGCCUCGGCGGACAAAAAAGCGCCUCCCCCCGACCCCGGCCGCCCCUCCCGCCGCCGCCCGGCCCCGGCCCCGGCCCCGGCCCGCGCCUCACAAAGGCCGGCCCGGCCCGCUCGGCGCCGCAGCGAACAAAGGCCGCCGGCCCGCGUAGGGCCGGCACAGGUGCAGCCGCCGGCCGCCGGGCCCAACAUGGCCGCGCCCGCCCGGCCCCUCGGCCCCUCGGCCCCUCAGCCCUCCGCCCCUCAGGCCCGCGGCGGUUGGGCCAGCGGCGCCAGUGACCUGUUGUGCGGCGCAUCCUCAGGCGGCGGCGGCUCUCCGCGCGGCCAGGCCGAGGCUCUCCGCGCGCGGCGCCGACCCCGCCCCCGCGCCUCCCGCCCGCCGCCGCCGCCGCCGGGCCGCCGCCGCCUCGCAGAAGCCGCGGGAAAGUGCGCGCCGCUGAUUGGCUGCGGCGCCCGCGGGGCUGCGGCCGGGCUUUUCAAAUCCGCGCGGGGCGGGGCGGUGGCGGCGGCCCGGCGGGCGGGCGGGGACCCCGGGGCCGGGGGUCUGGGGCAACGGCCGGCCGCGGGGGGCCGAGGGCGCGGGCCGUGGAAGGGGGCGCGGGAACCCCGCGAGCCGCCUCAGCCUGGCGCCGGGCGCGCGCCCCGCUCCCGCUACUCGGCACGGGCGCGCGCCAGGCGGCGGCUCAACCGAAAGCCCGGAGCCCGGAGCCAGGCCCCUGAGCGCGCGCGCGCGCGCGGUGACGUCACGGCCGCGCGCCCAAUCGCCGCCGGCGAGGCCGCCCCGCGCGAGCGCGGCCCCGGCGGCCCUCAAGCCGGGACGUGGGAGGUGGCGCCCUCUCGGCAGCCCCGCGCGCCCUGUGCAGGGGGUCCGCCCCUGCUGGCCGCGGGCCCCGCGCCCCAGCGGUCAUUCGCCCCCGUGACUCGGGGGUCCCAGGCCAGCAGGAGCUCUGGCGGGGGAGGGGGAACCUGGUCUGAUCGUGCCGCCGGGAUCCGGGAGAGCGGAGGUCAGGCUCCAGCCGGCCCCGCCGGCGAAUCCCAGCCGGAACCUUCUCAGGGGAGCUUUGUGGAGGGGCUCCCGGUGCAGAGGUCCUCGCCAGGCCUGCGCUCCUGGGGCCCACAUUACAAACUGGGCAUAGAUAGUCACAAACGACAGGACGGCCGGCGCGGUGGAGAGGAGGCGGGGGGCUCUCUCUGCAGAAUAUCUGCAGGGCGAGGAUUCAGCCCGUUUUCCCCACCGCCCAGGCUCCUGUCUGGCUGGUCUGGAUCUGGGGAUAGUGGGGAAAUCCGUGGUCAGAAGCAGGUCUCGUCUCAAGCCCAAAAACUGCCGGGGGCUUGUGCCAUUCUACUUGCCCUUCUAAAGGCCCAGCUCGCCUCAGCUCCUGCCAGGCCCAAGCACCACUUCAGCUCCCUGGGCCAGCCCACAGAGCCAGCAGGCCCUCCCAGCCCGCAGUCCGGCCCCCGCAUUGGCCACGCGCCUCCAGGCCCCGCCCACCGCCCCGACCGCCUUCCACCCGGCGACCCGCAGGGCUGCCUGGUUUUUGCAUCUGUUGAGAGUCUCGGGGAGGGAAGGGAAGGCCGCCAGAGAACCGAAAGCAAUGGUGGGAAGACGGGGAUCUCCACCUUGCCCUCAGCCCCGCCUGCGAUCCCUGCACCCCCAAUCUCCACGGGAACUGCCCUGACCCAGGACCAGCCAGGGCAGCGCCUGCGGCCAAUGGGGGACAGCUUUGGGGCAGAGCCCUCAGAAGCUCAGGGCCAAUAUCAGUUCCUAGUACUAAGACAAGCCAUACUCCUACCCUCUGGGCCUAGCCCUCGGUUGGCGGGAAGCAGCCUGCUUUCCUUGCAUCACCUCAUCAACCCCCCCGACGACCAGCUGACCGCAUCUGUGUGGAAGGGGAGGCGGGGCACAAAUGUCAAGGAUGCGCAGUCUCUGCCGCCCGGGAGCAGGCGCGUGAGCGGCCAGCGGGGAGGACCCGCGAACCAGGGGCGCCACCCCGAAGCCGGGGCCCUCGGUGUGGCGUGCGACAGCCCGGACUGGGCCGAGCCGGAGCAGGGCGCUCAGCCGGACUGGGAGGAGCUACGCGACGCGGCGGAGUCCUCUCCGGCCGCACGGCCACCUCACCCCCGCGCUGCCGCCGCAGACGCAGAACAACGCAGCGCGCGUGCGCCGCGGUCAACCAGCGCGCGAGGCCGAGCGGCCAACCCAGAAUGCAGCGCGCCGCAGGGGCAGCCGGCCGCGGGGCACACCGGGACCAGCAGUCCGCGGCCGCUCGGGCCCGCCCCUCAGCUGGCCUGCGCCGUGCGCCCGAGGGGCCCAAUGGGAGCGGCGACCUGGCCGCCCCGCCCCGCGCCGCCGGACGUCGAUGCCGGGACAUGGCUGCUGCCGGCGCCGGGUCCUUGA
Molecule: messenger RNA, 2976 nt
Organism: Dama dama (fallow deer)
Lineage: Eukaryota; Metazoa; Chordata; Mammalia; Artiodactyla; Cervidae
Product: collagen alpha-1(I) chain-like
Exons: 9
Coding region: 1-2976 (991 amino acids)
Source: RefSeq, a predicted model, not a curated record